AUGGCUUUCAAGAACUACUACAUCUCUCUUCUUCUCUCUCUCAUCACCAUCUUCUCUCUCCUCACUCUCUCUGAUCAAACCAAUCUCAAAACCACCCACCCCCACCACUUCACCCGGCCCCGGCCCAAGCAAAAGUUCGGUUUUAUGACCUUAUUCACCCCCUUCACCCACUUCCCCUCCUUCAGCGUGAGGCCCACCGACGACACCCCUUCCCCCACCACCACCACCACCACCGACGACACCCCCACCACCACCGCCUCCGACGCUGCCACCACCACUGACGCCACCGACAAUGUGGCUCCGAAUGAUGAGCCUAGGGCACCGAAACUACCGGAUGGGGAAUGGGUACUUCUUCACAAGAGUGUAGGCAUAUCCGCCAUGCACAUGCAGCUCAUGCAUGACAACAAGGUGGUUAUCUUCGACCGGACCGACUUCGGAGUCUCCAACCUCAGCCUUGCCAGCGGCCAGUGCCGCCACAACGACGCCAUUAUUUCUGUGGACUGCUCCGCUCACUCACUUAUCUACGACCUCGCCACCAACACCUACCGCCCCCUCACGCUACAGACCGACGUCUGGUGCUCCUCCGGCGCUGUCGACCCCGAAGGCACCCUUGUACAAACAGGCGGAUUUCAAACCGGCGACAAGAGAAUCAGAUUAUUUACUCCAUGCAAGGAUGGGGAAUUAUGUGAUUGGGCCGAAUUGCCCCAAAACUUAACCGUCCGGCGGUGGUACGCCACCAACCAAAUCCUCCCGGACGGACGGGUCAUCAUCGUCGGAGGCCGAGCACAGUUCAACUACGAAUUCUAUCCGAAGAAACCGAAAGAGCUCUAUAAGCUCCCGUUCUUGAGAGAAACAUCUGACCCAUUUGAAGAAAACAAUCUAUACCCAUUCGUGUACCUCUUGCCGGACGGCAACGUCUAUAUCUUCGCGAACAACCGGUCCAUUUCGUACGAUUACGUGAAUCACCGGAUAAUUAAAGAGUUUCCGGUGAUCCCGGGCGAAAAGAGGAGCUACCCGGCAACCGGAGCGUCGGUGCUGCUGCCUAUCCGGUUAACCGGCGGGAACACCAGGUCGCCGGAGGUGGAGGUGAUGAUAUGCGGUGGCGCAAAUGGUGGCGCUUACUUGACUGCAGAAAAGCACAGGAAGUUCGUGGAGGCAUCAAAAACAUGCGGGCGCUUGAAGCUUACGGAUCCCAAACCCCAGUGGGUGAUGGAAGAAAUGCCCAUGCCACGUGUCAUGCCGGACAUGGUGUUGUUACCGACCGGUGAUAUAAUUAUCGUCAACGGCGCGAGUAAUGGUACGGCCGGGUGGGAGGACGCUCGCGGGCCGGUUCUAAACCCGCUUAUUUACAUGCCAGGUGAGCCCGACCCGGGUAGGAGAUUCAGUGUACAAAAGCCUUCGACAAUACCUAGGAUGUAUCACUCCACUGCGCUGUUGUUGCCAGAUGGCAGGGUAUUAGUGGGUGGGAGUAAUCCUCACUCUGGGUACAACUUCAGCGGAGUGCUGUUUCCAACCGAGCUGAGCCUGGAAGUGUUUCUGCCCCAUUACUUGGGCCCACAGUACGAUAAUCUCCGCCCUACGAUCGUGUCUUUGGACGAUUUAGAUAAGGUGGCAACGUACGGUCACAAAAUGGCGUUGAAAGUGAAGUUGAAUAUGUACCGUCAAGAUCUGGGGUUCAGUGUGGCGAUGAUUCAACCGUCGUUUGCGACGCACUCGAUCGGGAUGAAUCAACGGCUGUUAUUUCUUGAUGUUGUUGAUGUUUCUAAAGCGGAGAAGGAUGAGUAUAAGGUUUUUGUGAAUGCGCCAGCAUCGCCGAAUCUUGCGCCGCCGGGAUAUUAUAUGCUGUUUGUGGUCCAUAGUGGAAUACCUGGGCAAAGUAUUUGGAUCAAGAUUAAAUGAUGAUGAGGAUGAUGAAGAUAAGAUCAAUUUUGGUAGUUUAGGGUCUACGAAUUUUGUGGGUGUGUUUCGUGGGCCCUAGUUUUCAUGAUCAUAAGUAGAGACAUGGAUGUAAAUUUAUUCCCUCAGAAGCCGUCUCCUUGGAUAUGUCCAAGUGGGGUCUAAAUGGUCUUUUUACUUGAAUGUAUUUUAAAAAGAGAGGCCUUGUUCGAUUCUCUCUUUCUGUAUGAGAAAAUAGUUUUGCUUUUACUUUGUUUUUGAUGUAAUAAUUAUUUCAUUUGGUGUAGCAAAUAAAAUAUAUAUUUUUAAUUUUUUUA
Molecule: messenger RNA, 2213 nt
Organism: Cornus florida
Lineage: Eukaryota; Viridiplantae; Streptophyta; Magnoliopsida; Cornales; Cornaceae
Product: aldehyde oxidase GLOX-like
Exons: 1
Coding region: 1-1899 (632 amino acids)
Source: RefSeq, a predicted model, not a curated record